GUUGGGGCGGCGCUGUGAGCGCGCAGUGCGUGACGUCGGGGCCUGUGAGGGUGGCGGGGAGGAGGAGGAGGGCGGCAGCGCUGCAAGGCGUGCGGUGUUCGCUGUGUGGCAGCCAGUGAUCGUGCCGCGCCGGGUGGGGACGAGACAGAACCGCAGCCGGGCGGAUCGAGCGUGACGUCAUCGAGGUGCACCCGAAACCGCCACGAUGAGCAGCUACCUGGCGUUCCUGCGCGAGGACUGGCAGGAGUUCAAGCGCGAGGAGCAGGUGGCCCUGUGGACCACCUACGUGGUGGUGCUGGUGCUGAUCUGGCUGUGGGCGCCGACAGCGCUCUACCUCUGCAUAGGCGGGCUGUGCUACCUGGCGUUCCGGCGCUGGAUGAUCGGCGCCCGCUGCCGCAGCAACGCCACGCUCGAGGGCAAGACGGCCGUGGUGACAGGCGGUAACUGCGGCAUCGGCCGAGAGGCGGCGCUGGAGCUGAGCCGGCGCGGCGCGCGCGUCAUCAUCGCGUCGCGCGACGUCGGCAAGAGCCGGCUGGCGGCGGCCGGCAUCCGGUCGGAGACGGGCGGCGAGGUGAUCGUUAAGCAGCUCGACCUCGGCUCCCUCCAGUCGGUGCGCGCGUUCGCGGACGACGUGAACAAGACGGAGGAGAAGGUGCACCUGCUGGUGAACAACGCCGGCUGCCUGCUGCCCACCCGGCGCACCACCGGCGACGGUCACGAGACCACGUUCCAGGUCAACUACCUCGCGCCGUUCCUGCUCACGCACCUGCUCACCGACAAGCUUGUGCGCAGCGCGCCGGCGCGUGUCAUCAACGUGUCAUCGACGGGCCACUGGUUCACCGACCUCGACCUGAACGACCUGGAAUGCGAGCGGAAACCGUACGCCCUCUGGACCCGGUACGGCACGUCCAAGCUGGCGCAGAUCCUGCACGCGCGCGAGCUGGCGCGGCGCCUGCGCCAGCGCAGCGUCACCGCCUUCUCCUUGCACCCCGGCGUGGUCAACACGGAUAUUUACCGCGAGCAGCGUGGCAAGUGGUACCACUCGGAGUUCCUCAAGGGCGUCCUGUUUAGCUACUUCUUCCGCAACGCGCGGAUGGGUGCACAGACGGUCGUCUACUGCGCAGUGGAGCCAACGCUGACGGCCGAGUCCGGCGGGUACUACUCGGACUGCCGCCGGGGUUGGGCCAGCGCGCAGGCGCAGGACGACCAGCUGGCGGCCAAACUCUGGGCGGCCUCCGAGAAGAUGCUGGGCCUCGAGUGACCCUCCCGCCCGGCUCUGGGUCGUGCGACACGGCGCUGCCGGCCCCUGGGCAUGCCCAGUGGGGAUGAGGGGGGGGGGGGGAUGCGCACUGGGCUGGCUUCAGCCGCCUGGCGGGGGGCGCGCACCGCCAACUGGGUGACUUAGCAUGAUAAGUAUACUUGUCAACUUAACCAACUGUAACUUAGCCAACUAUACUUAGCAUGACAAGGUCGCUGCACCACUUACCAUGAAACUAAGUUGCUACCAAACGAUGUGAUCGUUUUCGUUCACGUAAUUAUCGUCCAACAUGAAACCAAUGGCCUGGCAAAUGUUUGGGGGCACUGAAGGGAAAGCAAAGUAAGCUCGCUUUAUAAAAUGGGGCAUCAGAAAGAUGCCAAUUGGACAAAGGUGAAAUGUUGUCGUUCUUUUCUGAGCAUUCUCAGCUUCUGAGGGUCACGUCAGCAUCCUUAAGACAGGUUUGACCGUGGCACGUUUAAAUGCUCGUAUAACGCUUUAGGGGAGUCUGUUUCGAACACUAUGCUAGAGGUUUUCUGAUGGGCACUGUGACUGAUCAAUACGCAAAUGCUGAUCCAUUGUAUUAUGACGUCACUCGACGAUGCAUGUGUGUAGCAUCCACGCUUAAAGAGCUGCGAAGGAAUCAAGUCAUUAUCGAUGGGACCAUUGGCAAGUAGCCGCGAUGACGACGCCGUGCCAAACGGAGGCACGGAUGCAUAUUCGUGCACUUUCGUUAUCCAGAACAUAGUUAAGCGAUGCCAGAUUGAUCCUAUUUUAACAUGAUCAAUGAUAUGCUGCUUUAGACGGACGUUAAAGUGACCGUGUGAUAAUAUGUCAUGGCUUGUGUGCAACAAAUAUAAAUGUUGCGUC
Pollicipes pollicipes is the source of this 2125-nucleotide messenger RNA. Its product is annotated as retinol dehydrogenase 12. The coding region runs from base 206 to 1261 and encodes 351 amino acids. The transcript is spliced from 2 exons. NCBI's taxonomy places the organism in Eukaryota, Metazoa, Arthropoda, Thecostraca, Pollicipedomorpha, Pollicipedidae. The record is from RefSeq and is a predicted model, not a curated record.